Molecule: messenger RNA, 1317 nt
Organism: Toxorhynchites rutilus septentrionalis
Lineage: Eukaryota; Metazoa; Arthropoda; Insecta; Diptera; Culicidae
Product: phenoloxidase-activating factor 2-like
Exons: 3
Coding region: 79-1287 (402 amino acids)
Biological process (GO): proteolysis
Molecular function (GO): serine-type endopeptidase activity
Source: RefSeq, a predicted model, not a curated record
CGUGAUUGUCUCUCGACCUCUGGGCCGCUUAAGGCAGAUAUGUUUGCGAAGAAGCUGAAUCCUACAGUGUGCUGAAUAAUGGCUUGGAGGGAAGCGGUUUUAGUAUGCAUUUAUUGUUACGUUGUAUUUGCGUUGCCACAAGUCGUGCGAAGACCAACCACGCAGGAUCCGAUAUCAUUAUUUUUCAAUCCACAAUGCAAUGCUGGCCGAGGAACGUGUACCAGAGAUUGUAAAAUCAGUAAUCAGGUGGAAAGUGAUGAUUGUAAUGGUAUUUUGGCUGUUUGCUGCAUGCCUGAUCGUAAUGAUGGGAUUUCGUUUCCUACUCGUCCAACUUACGCACCACCAUUAGCUCCGACGAAAAGUUCCCAGCCGACUACAACUUCCACCACAACCACCGAGGAACCACCCGACGAUGGAUGGUUUGUUCCAGACUGUGGCGUUCGACAGUCGAGAACGGAUAUUAACAGUCAGUCCGUAGAGGACGCCCAGCGCGGAGAGUUUCCUUGGAAUGUAGGUGUUUUCACGAUUAGCGAAAAUGAGUUCGGUAUAGAGCAGAAUGUAUUCCACUGUGGUGGAUCCUUGAUCGACGAAUUCACGGUCAUGACUGCUGCUAGCUGUGUACGACGGAAGAACGCAUCAUCCUUAUUCGUGUUCGCCGGCCUGUUAAAUAUUGAAGACCACCAAGAACGACGGCAGGUGCGCAAAGUGAGUCAAAUCAUCUUACAUCCCAGUUUCAAACCGUCAUCAAAAGUCUACGACAUCGCGAUUCUUUUCCUCGAUGAUAAAGUAGACUUUUCUCGGACUGUAAACCGGAUUUGUUUACCAGACUCCAGUGUAGAUUUCGCCAACAGCUAUUGCCUGGUCACAGGCUGGGGAGUCACGCCGACGGAUGAAACGGUAGGAAGAUCUGUUCGACCGAUCAUGAAGGUGAUAGAACUGCCAUUGGUUGAUCACAAGCAAUGUGAGACGAAACUGCGCAAGAUAGUAUCUCCCAAUAACGUAUUCCAACUGAAGGAGACAUUUCAGUGCGCGGGAGAGGAAGAAGGGAUCAAUGUUUGUCCCAGAGACAUUGGUUCUCCGUUGGUUUGCACCAUACCCGGACGAGAUAGGCAGUUUUACCAAGUGGGCAUUUUCUCCUGGAGCGAAAGUAUGUGCGGGAGAAGGGCUAUUCCAAGUGCAUUCACCAAGGUCAGUCAUUUCCGCAAAUGGAUCGACGAGCAUAUAGAGAGUGAAGGGCGACUUACGAUCGUUUAUAUUCCUCAGCCGGAAGAACUUGGUGAGGACUGAAAAUUGAACAAGGAACGAUUACAAUACUCA